AGGAAGACUGCACACAAGCUUUGUUUGUAUGAAUACUCUUAUUUAUUGAAACAGUAUUACACAACAUCAAUUUUGAACAUUUUGGCUUACACUUGCAUCAGGGGUCAAACAGAAAUAAACCACUUAGAAACCAUUUCAUAUACAUUUUCAAUCAACAUAUACAUUUAUCAGAUAAACAAAAAUAAAAACAACAAAACAAUUUCACAUUUAUGAGAUUUCUGACAAAGGCAUGUGAAUUAGGAAGUGAUCUUAACUCAGAUCCACUCAAACUUAAUACACUAAAGAGAUGGAAACAAAACUUCAUUUUUGAAGGAAGAAUAAUGUACUUGCACCAAAAAAAACAGUCCAUGAGACUGCAGCUCCGCCUGCUGGAGAGGAAAAAAUACUCACAUCCGUCAUUGUACGAACAGCGUUACAAUGUGAUCAAAGCAGAAGGUUAGGAAUUGAAGAAGAAGCCAAACUAUCAUUCUGAUUUUAUUUUUUUUUUUUUUGCUACAACGCAUACAGCUUUUACAAAAAUAAAUGUCUUCAUUGUGCAUGCAGGAGAAACGACACAAGGAUUGUCUUCGUCUUAGCUCACGAGCUUUUAUUUUGAAAUGGAUUUUGCAGUUGCACCGGAAGCGAAAAGUGCCAGUCAAAACGAGUCAGACCACUGCAGGAGGAGAGGAUGUGCAGACAAAGAUCGCACCUGAGCGAAAACAAAUGCUGCUAGACGACGGGUGGCUACGUAAUAAAAUCCGCCUUUACCCUCUACUAAAUUUGUCAGACCAAUGAUAACUAGAUACUCGCAGAAUCUCAUUUUGCUGAAUGGUUUUUCCCUGCUAGCUAUGUUUAAUAGAAAUUAUGACGAAUCCAGCGGUGACUGCCUCGUAGCAGCGACAAUGCUCAGGCCUGUCAUAACCGGCUUUCUCAGAUUUUGUUCGUCACAUCAAUGACCAUGGAUGUCAGAGCAGUUCUGGAGUUUGCCACAGUCACCAGGGGCCUCUCGCUGUUCUUGCAGGCUGUCUUGAAUGCUGCCAUCCCUGACCACGAAGCUGAUGCAUUCAGGCCCCCGCGGACAGAAGAGCCUCUGUACUUGGACUCUGCAGUGGAGUGGUUAUUGGGUGGUCUUUCUCACUGGGAUGCAGAGCACUUCCUCUUCAUUGCUGAGAGAGGAUACCUGUAUGAGCACAACUUUGCUUUUUUCCCCCUCUACCCUGUAGUACUCCGUGGCUUGGCAGAGACGCUGCUGUGGCCCCUGAGCUGCUGGCUGAGUGUGCGGGGGCGUCUGUUGGUGGCCGUUGCUCUGGGGAACAGUGCCCUCUUCCUGCUGAGUGUGGUCGCCUUGCACGCACUUAGUAGAAUAGUCCUGCAGGACAGACGUCUUGCUCUGCUCUCCAGCCUUCUCUACUGCAUCACACCAGCCAAUGUUUUCAUGACUGCUGGAUACUCGGAGAGCCUGUUUGCUGCCCUCACUUUUGGUGGUCUGUUCCUCCUGGAGAAAGGAUUCACCUUCCGAGCCUGCUUGGCCCUCAGUAUAGCCACUGCAGCACGAUCCAAUGGACUUGUCAACAUAGGAUUUCUACUGUAUCUUCCAUCGCUCCAUGCCAUUUCUCAGAUUCGUGUUUAUCGUACAACGACUAAAGGCCACAUUAAAGUCUUCCACUACAUUUGGGCCAUCAUUCGACUCCUGCUCACCUCUCUCUUGGGAACUGCAAUUAUUGCCCUUCCCUUUUGUGCUUUCCAGUACUAUGGGUAUAGGACGUUUUGCACACCAUCCGUCUCCCUGGAGCGGAUCCACCCUGCUCUUCUGUCGCUGGCUGAACGGAAGGGCUACCGGGUUCCAGAUGAAAAUGGUCCACCACCCCUCUGGUGCAUGAGACCCUUGCCCCUACUUUAUUCUCAUAUCCAGGACGUGUAUUGGGACGUGGGCUUCCUCCGUUACUUUGAGCUGAAGCAGAUACCGAACUUUAUUCUGGCUCUACCUAUGGCUACCCUUGGCAUAAUGGCAGCUUAUGCAUAUUUUCAAGCUAAUUCAGAACUUUGUCUGAGACUUGGACUUUGGGAGACAAGUGCAACUAAAGGGCUUGACAAACCCACACCAGGAUUCUUCAACCCAAGGGUGUUUGUGUAUGUUGUACAUUCAACAGUCCUCCUGGUGUUUGGAACAUUGUGCAUGCAUGUGCAGGUUCUAACCAGAUUCAUGGCUUCCUCGUCUCCUGUGCCGUUCUGGAUAAGUGCUCAUCUUCUCCUCCUCAAUGAGCCCCUUCUUCAUCGAAGGAAAACAUCAAACCCCAACGUACAACUACAGACACAUUCCAGAAAUGGAUGCAAGCACACACCUCAAAACCCCAUCAUUGCACUGCUGCCACAUUUCAAAACCUGUUCACCAACCACACAGAGCAUCCUGGGAUACUUCGUCUCGUACUGGGUGCUGGGACUCGCACUGCAUUGUAACUUCUUGCCAUGGACUUGACUUUAGACAUUACUCUGAGCUUUAAAUGCAAUAUUUCUAUGUAGGACUGGGCGAUUUAUCAUAUUUUAAGUCAUAUGAAUCCACAUAUGUGUUUUUGCAGUAUAUCAUCAUCCAUAGUCAUUCUUUCUGCCUGUAAUUGUUAAAUUGUUCAUUGUAGUAUUGCAUUACAAAGAGAUUGACAUGAAAAUUGAAUAAUACAUGAAUACAAAAUGUUUCAAAGUCCCAUUCAUUUAGAAAAACAAAACAAAAUGACUUUGUUUUAUUUUUGGUGAAAACAAAACCAAAGCAAAGAAAAGUACAAAAAAAAUAAAUAAUGCUUUGCCUGAUAUUUUGAUAAUGUCUCCCAGUUCUACAUAGAACCUGUUGACAUUACAUUUUUGAUGCAGAUUUAUUCAUGUAGUAGUCAACAAAUCUGAUUUGCACAACUUAGUCAAAUGUGUUUGUAAUUGUUUGAGAAUAAACUGAAAUGUACAAUAUACCUGAAACUUUACUGAAGUAAAAAAAAAACAAACCCUCUUUAUUUUAUGAUGAGUACUUGUUGAAUCAUUCAGAUUUUAAUUACUCAGUUAAAUGUUGCACUGCAUGUUGGGAAAAAUUAUUCCAAGUAUAGUUUGGGACUUUCGGAUGUGGAUAAAAAAAAAUAAAGAUUUUGUUGCUGUAAAA
Molecule: messenger RNA, 3118 nt
Organism: Seriola aureovittata
Lineage: Eukaryota; Metazoa; Chordata; Actinopteri; Carangiformes; Carangidae
Gene: pigv
Product: phosphatidylinositol glycan anchor biosynthesis, class V
Exons: 3
Coding region: 932-2455 (507 amino acids)
Biological process (GO): GPI anchor biosynthetic process
Cellular component (GO): mannosyltransferase complex; endoplasmic reticulum membrane
Molecular function (GO): alpha-1,6-mannosyltransferase activity; GPI mannosyltransferase activity
Source: RefSeq, a predicted model, not a curated record